Messenger RNA from Trichoderma harzianum CBS 226.95, 1125 nucleotides. RefSeq lists its product as hypothetical. The coding region runs from base 1 to 921 and encodes 306 amino acids. The transcript has 6 exons. Lineage: Eukaryota; Fungi; Ascomycota; Sordariomycetes; Hypocreales; Hypocreaceae. The record is from RefSeq and is a predicted model, not a curated record.
AUGGAUUCCACGCCUCUACUCGUUGGCAGCAACGAGCUCUCAGCCGGCCGAGCUCUUCUACAGGACCAUCCUGUUUUCCUCCGUGCUAGCCAUUCUCCAUGGUGCUUCAUACCGCAAAAUGUGCUCGUCUUCUUCCGCGGCCUCAUUCUCGCAUAUCUCAUCGCCGCUUCCAUCUUGGUUUUGAAUUACGAGACUACAGACGCCGCACCAGGUGAAACAAAUGCUCGCCUCUUCUUCGACUUUGCCAUCAUCAGCGGCGCCAUGGUUCUCUUGUACUUUAUAAUCACGUUUUCGUGGACUUUCACCCACUUGUACUAUCCGGACCCUGAAGAAAUCGAGGGAGGCAUUGAAUCAUGGGUUGUGAACGUCAUGUCUCUGCCCAGAAACCUGGCUAGCCUACGCCAGCAGUUUUACUUUACGCUGUUUUACAUUACUACUGUCGUCUUUUCGUUCAUGAACACGGUAAUUUACUGGUUCAUUACGCGACCGUAUGACUUGGAGAACAACGAUAAUGGCGGCACUGGGGAUGAUGAUAAUGUCAGCGACAUUUUUGGCGAAGGGUGGCUCAAGGCUUUUGCCAUUGUCAACCUGUUCGGGAUCACGUCAAUCAUCAUGGUGUUUGAGAUACUCUUCCUCAACAGCAUCAGACGCCCCUCGACAAUCAGUGCCUACCUCUUCGCCCUCAUGGUCUUUGCCGGCCUCUACCUUGGCUGGGCCUACAUUGGGCACGCCGCCACUGGCAUAUACCCCUUUUUCUGGCUUGAUCCAGCAGAGGCCGGCUCCCAAGAAGCGGUGACGGCAUACGCCAUCGGCUUCGUCCUUUUGGCUCCAAUUAUGUACAUCUUCAUGCAGGGCUUCGUUGGCAUCCGAGAGUCGCUGGUUCGACCCCACGUCAUCAUUCAAGAAGGUCUUGGGGCCUAGAUGCGAGAGUCGAUGGAGGGGUAAUGAUGAUUGCUGUACCAAAAGGAGGGGUAAUGAUGGUGACUCUUUGAAUCUGGAGGAAUCGGAGGCAUCUCAUGGUAGUGUGACGCAUCAAGGGUCCUGACCGAUGGUCGGCGGCAGUGGUUUCGCCCUAUGAAAAAGCCUCAUUGAUGAGCUGUCAGUGUGGGGAGAGCAGCUCUAGAG